AUGAUCAUGGCUGACCAGGACAGCGAUGGCUCCCACAUCAAAGGGCUGCUGAUCAACCUGAUCCAUGCAUGGUGGCCUUCGUUGGCGCGGCUGCCUGGCUUUCUCAAGGAGUUCUUCACUCCAAUUGUCAAGGCGAGGAAAGGCCGCACCGAAACUUGCUUUUACACGCUCCCGGAGUACGAGGCUUGGAAGAAGGAGACCGACAACGGAAAAGGCUUCAAGAUCAAGUACUACAAAGGUCUUGGAACCAGCACACCCAAAGAGGCCAAGGAGUACUUCAGCGCCCUUGAGUCGCACAAGAUGCAGUAUCGAUAUGAUGGAGUCGAAGACGACCGGGCAAUUGAUCUCGCCUUCAACAAGAGGCGAGCAGAUGACAGGAAGACCUGGAUCAAUGCCUACGAGGAAGGGCGUCUGGUGGACCACACGCAGCGGGAGGUUAGCUACAAGGACUUCGUGGACAAGGAGUUGGUGCUUUUUGCCAAAGCCAACGUGGCGAGGGCCAUUCCCUCUAUGGUGGACGGCUUUAAGCCGAGCCAACGGAAGGUCCUCUUCGGCUGCUUCAAGCGGAAGCUGCGUCACGACGUCAAGGUCGCCCAGCUUGUGGGCUACGUGUCGGAGCAUGCCGCGUACCACCACGGCGAGAUGUCCCUGUCGGAGACCAUCGUGGGUAUGGCGCAAGAUUUCGUCGGGUCCAACAACAUCAACCUGCUCGUUCCGCAGGGCCAGUUCGGUACACGACUGCAGGGCGGCAAGGACUCGGCUUCUGCGCGAUACAUCUACACCCGACUGGCGCCGAUCACUCGCUGCCUCUUCCCGGCCUCAGAUGAUCCUGUGCUGGAGUACCUAAGCGAAGAUGGCCUGUCCAUCGAGCCUCGCUGGUACUGUCCCGUCAUACCGAUGGUCUUGGUGAACGGUGUCGAAGGGAUUGGCACCGGCUGGAGCUCCUCGGUGCCGAACUUCAAUCCCCGAGAGAUCGUUGAGAACCUCAGGAGGUGGCUGAAAAAGCAGGAGAUGAAGGAGAUGAGCCCGUGGUUUGCGGGCUUCACUGGCAGCAUCUCGAAAGGACGAGAAGAAGGCAAGUGGGAGGCCACGCCCGCUUUGGAGAACAUCGGAGACAGGUUUGGGGAGACAUGGGGAGACAGUGACGUGUCGAGGUCACGGGCAGCGUCCGGGAAAGCCGAAAUCACCGAGCUGCCGGUGAAGCGCUGGACGCAGGACUACAGGGAAAUCCUGGAAGAGAAUCUUCCCAAGGGAGAGAAGAAGCGAGAGGGGCCAAAGCUGUUGGAAGACUACCAAGAGUACCACAGCGAGAAGACCGUACAUUUUGAGUUGUCCUUGAGCUCAGAGGGUCAGCUGCAGGCUGAGAAGGACCGCCUUUCCCAUUCGGAAUCCUUCGGAGAUAAGCAGCCAUCAAGCACGUGCGACAACCUGCAGGCAUUGAAGCUUCGGUCGUCCAUCAGCAUGAACAACAUGAUGCUGUUUGAUGCGGAUGGAAAGAUCAAGAAGUACGAGACUGCGAAAGACAUCCUGCAAGACUUCGCAGAAGUUCGGCUGAGGAUCUACGAAAAGCGCAAGGCGUACCUCUUGGCACGGCUCACUCGCGAAUGUGAGGUCUUGAGCGCCAAAGCACGCUUUGUGAAGCUUGUGAUCGAGGGGAAGAUUGUGAUCCGGAGGAGGAGAAUCGCCGACUUGGCCCAGGACCUCCGCAAGAAUGGCUUCAAGGCGCUGCAGGAUCUCCAAGGUCAGCCCUCGGAGGACAAGGAGGAGGGACACGAGAGGGUCUGUUGGACAGACUCAUGCACAUAG
Molecule: messenger RNA, 1806 nt
Organism: Symbiodinium natans
Lineage: Eukaryota; Dinophyceae; Suessiales; Symbiodiniaceae
Source: the annotation of a GenBank genome assembly